Messenger RNA from Saccostrea cuccullata (small rock oyster), 666 nucleotides. RefSeq lists its product as uncharacterized. The coding region runs from base 1 to 666 and encodes 221 amino acids. The transcript is spliced from 2 exons. The record is from RefSeq and is a predicted model, not a curated record. NCBI's taxonomy places the organism in Eukaryota, Metazoa, Mollusca, Bivalvia, Ostreida, Ostreidae.
AUGUGGACAUUUUUCCUGUGUACAGUCAUCAGUACAGAUCCACUGGUACCAUUAGGAAUCUGUCAGUCAGUGGACGGUGGACUACUGGUCACCUUGAUUGAAAAUGGAGCAGAUUACUACAAACUGGACUCACACAGCAGACGUCUGUCAGUGGACGGUGGACUACUGGUCUCCCUGAGAGAAAGGGAAUCAGAUCUUUACAAUUUAAAGUCACACAGCAGACGUCUGGUGAGACACUUCACAGUGAGAGGUGACGUCAUCCAUGAGUAUGAGUACCAGGAGGACGGUCAGACCAGACUGUUUACAUUGCCAUACAGAAUGACACAGAGCAGUAACAGUGGUAUUUGUGUUGUGAACCGUACAAAUGAACAUGUAGGUAAUCUAGUAAUUAUGUCUCCUUCUGGUCGUAUAAAGUCUGUCUAUCGUGGACAGAACCUGAAAAAUAAAUUUAGUCCAUUUGAUGUAGAUUGUGACUCCUUUUGUAAUAUCCUUGUUACUGAUAUUUACAACAAACAGAUCCAUCUACUGAGUCCUGGAGGGGACUUCUUGAAGUUCUUACUGUCAGAGAAUGAAGAGAACGCUCCAUACACUUUAUCACAUAACAAGUCAACAUUGUGGGUGAUGCAUUGGGAAGGACUUGACAAAUUGAUUAAAUACAGAGUGUAA